AUGCGCCAGCAGCAGGCCCCCCCCGCUGCUGCCGACCCCGCGGCCCCGGCCCAGCAGCAGCGGCCCCCCGGGGCCCCCCGGGGGGCCCCCCCGCCGUCCCACAGCGCUGCGGGGGCCCUCAGCUCCCCGCCCACCGGCCACGGCGUUGCCUCCGCCGCUGCAGCCCCUUCCUGCGAGGGGGCCCCGGCUGCAGCUCGGGAACAGAAGCAGGAGCAGCAGCGGGAGCAGCAGCGGCAGCCGCGGCAGCAGCGGGAGCAGCAGCAGCAGCAGCGGGAGCAGCAGCAGCAGGAGCAGCAGCGGCAAGGCGUUCCGGGGGCCCGCGGGGAGCUGCAGCGAGGGCCCGAGGGUGUCUCCUGCUGCCCGCCGCGCGAGCAGCGACCCGACCCCGAGAGCGACCCACGGGCACAGCAGCCUGAGCAGCAGCAGCAGCAGCAGCAGCAGCAGGAGCCGGAGCAGGGGGACAGCGAGAGCUGCGGCAGCGGCGAGUGCGCGUUCGCCGGGGCCAACGACGACACCCCGCUGGUGGUGCUGGGCCGCUGCCGCUCGAGCGAUGGCUGGAGGCACGGCAGCAGCAGCGGCAGCGACGAGUCUUACGUGGAGAGCAGCAGCAGCAGCACGAGAGGCGCAGCUUUCGACAGCAGCUGCUGCGGGGGCAGCCACGGGAGCUGCGGGCACUGGCGGCGGGGCCUCGGGGAGGAGAAGACAGAAGCAGUAGACGGGGGCACUUGGAUUCGCGAGGCUGUGCGGUAUAUGGAGCUGGUGGUGGAGGGCAGCAGCAGCACGGAAGCAGCAGCAGCAGCAGCUGCCGCGGCGGCCUCCUACUGCAGCAGGAUGAAGAGCCGGCUCGCAGCAGGCAGCCGCAGCCUCGAGCUCUCCCAGGGCCCCCAGCUUUCUGCUGCUUCUGCUGCAGCAGAAGUUGGCCCCCCCUGGCGCUCCCGGCUCAAGGCUGGCACGGCCAAGUCCACGCUGGGGGGCGCGGACGAGCGCCCCGUUGCUGCAGCAGCUGCUGCUGAAGACGAGGAAGCUGCAGCGCCGCUGCAGCAAGUCCAUGUCCUCGUGCUGCAGCUCUACAAGCAGCUGCAGCAAAUCGCCCGCCAGGUCUUGAAGGAGGACUGCGACUGUUCUCACUGCCCCUGCAUCCAGCAGGGGGAGGGCCGCCGGGCCUUUCCUCCUGUGGGGGAGCAGGUCGGCAGCAACAAUAGCAGCAGCAGCAGCAGCAGCAGGGUGUGUGCCUGUUGCGCUUUUAGCCCCCCUCUGCGGAUAGGCGCUGCGCUGGCGCACCUCUACAGCGAAAACCCGGCCCGCUUCUCGCUGCUGAUGCACGACUCUUUGCUGCUGGCGCUGCUGCCGCUGCAGCGGCAUGCUGUUGCUGCUCUCGCCGACGCUGUGCUGCAGCAGCCUUCCCCGCUGGCGUCGCUGCUUCUGGACGAGGGCCCCUCGCGGCUCCUCGAAGAGACAGCGGAAGCGACUGCAGCGGGGGUGGUUGCUGCUGGCGCCAGCUGCCGCGCCAGCGCCAGCAAGGGCGCGGAGCAGCAGCACCAGCCGCAGCAGCAGCAGCAACAGCAGGGUCCGCAGCAGCCGCAGGAAGGCGCUGCGGAUGUCCCCGAGCGGCAGGCCCUUCUGGCGGCGGCACUGGGGCGGGCCGGCAGCAACAGCAGCAUCUGGAGUGUUGUGGAAAAGAUGAAAAGACGGUCUUGGCCUGGGUGCUUGGGCCCGGCGAACUCGGGGCAAGUGGGGCCGAGCUACAGCUGCUGCGGCGUCCCGCUGUGUGUGCACAAGCGUGCUGCAGCGAAGCGGUUUGUGCAGCGGCAGCGGGGACAGCAAUCGCCGUGGCAGCGGCAGCUGCAGCAACUGCAGCAACUGCAGCAACAGACGGAGCGGCAGCAGCAGCCUCCCGCCAAAGAUGCGGAGGCCUGUUUGCUGCUGCGCAAGGAAGGUGAGGGCGAUCAGGGGAGUCGAGUUUCACCGAUGAAAACGGCAGCUGCAAAGACGGCUGCCGCCGUGCCAGCGGCAGCAGCGGGCGCUGCUGCUGCUGCUGCCGGCGGGCCGGAGUGCAGCGGCUGCGGCUACGCGUCUGCUGCUCCCGGCUGCGCCGGCUGCGCCCGAGUGCAGAAGCAGCUGGGGCUGUUCAACAGCAGCACGGAGCCGCCCUGGACUUUGGGGCAGUACGUGACGCGGCUGCAGCACUUGGCGUCGGCGACGGAACACGAGAUGCUGAUGGCGCUGCUGCUGCUGACGCAUCUGCAGCAAAGGCAACAGCAACUCCGGAUUUCGCAGAAAAACGCCCACCGCCUGCUUUUGGCAGCUCUUGUUCUUGUUUCGAAGGUUGUACGAGAUGACCACACGCCGCUGGCUAUGUGGGCUGUCGUGGGCGGGGUGCCGCCUCGGGAGCUUGCAGCUCUUGAACUGGCCCUUCUUGAACUGGUGGGCCACCGCGUUUCUUUCACUUUCCCUGAGUUUGCUGCGGCGUAUUGCCUGGCGGCGGCGGUUUCCCACCUGCAGCAGCAGCAGCGGAGGCCGAGCGCGCAGCAGAAGCAGCGGCAGCAGCUGCCGCAGCUGCAGCAGCUGCCGCAGCUGCAGCAGCUGCCGCAGCAGCUGCUGCAGCUGCGCGACGUGCGCAGCAGCUCAGCGGACCCGGCAAGACAGCGUUUUGGGGAAGGACCCGCUGCGGGGGAGGAGGAGGAGGGCGCAGCAGCGGGGCCAGCAAGAAGCAAAGAAAAGAGGAAGGAAAGUACCGGCAGCGACAUUAGCGCCUCAAGAGAGGCCGAAUGUGAGCCUAGCAUCAACGUGAACUCAGCAGGAUCAAUUGUGGACCUCUCCUCGCGACCGCCUGGCCGAGAGAAGUCUCUGGUGCCUUUGCUGUGUAAGCACACCGUGGCAGCGCUGCCCCGGCCGGCGCUGAAGACCAAUCCCAUUCUGAGGCGACUUGCACAGCUGCGAGGCGACGCGAGUUGGCUCUAG
This is a messenger RNA of Eimeria tenella, 2961 nucleotides long. RefSeq lists its product as uncharacterized. Bases 1 to 2961 code for a protein of 986 amino acids. Gene Ontology annotation, cellular component: Set3 complex. The record is from RefSeq and is a predicted model, not a curated record. Gene Ontology annotation, biological process: regulation of cyclin-dependent protein serine/threonine kinase activity; regulation of transcription by RNA polymerase II. The transcript has a single exon. NCBI's taxonomy places the organism in Eukaryota, Apicomplexa, Conoidasida, Eucoccidiorida, Eimeriidae. Gene Ontology annotation, molecular function: protein kinase binding.